This is a messenger RNA of Cyphomyrmex costatus, 337 nucleotides long. It is a transcript of the gene Cox17, whose product is annotated as Cytochrome c oxidase copper chaperone COX17. Gene Ontology annotation, cellular component: mitochondrial intermembrane space. Gene Ontology annotation, biological process: mitochondrial respiratory chain complex IV assembly. Gene Ontology annotation, molecular function: copper chaperone activity; copper ion binding. The transcript is spliced from 2 exons. NCBI's taxonomy places the organism in Eukaryota, Metazoa, Arthropoda, Insecta, Hymenoptera, Formicidae. The coding region runs from base 93 to 278 and encodes 61 amino acids. The record is from RefSeq and is a predicted model, not a curated record.
CUACGCAUUCUACGUAAUUUAGGAUCGUAUUGGAUCGUAUAAAAUUUUUAAAAAUUGUGAGACAGCUAGGUUUCUUCUUAUAAUUAAUAAGAAUGGGUAACUCUGCAACAAAAGUAGAAUCGAAGCAGGAAGAAAAAAAGAAACUAAAACCUUGCUGUGCCUGUCCUGAAACUAAGAAAGCGAGAGACACGUGUAUUAUUGAAAAGGGCGAGGAAAAGUGCGGCGACCUCAUAGAAGCGCAUAAAACAUGUAUGCGAUCAAUGGGAUUUAAUAUAUAAAACAUAGAAUAAUAAAUGUCUUGACACCAAAGACGUCUUCGUCAUAAAGGGCAUAUUCC